Physcomitrium patens is the source of this 2916-nucleotide messenger RNA. RefSeq names its product inositol-pentakisphosphate 2-kinase. Gene Ontology annotation, molecular function: ATP binding; inositol-1,3,4,5,6-pentakisphosphate 2-kinase activity. Gene Ontology annotation, cellular component: nucleus. The record is from RefSeq and is a predicted model, not a curated record. Gene Ontology annotation, biological process: inositol phosphate biosynthetic process. NCBI's taxonomy places the organism in Eukaryota, Viridiplantae, Streptophyta, Bryopsida, Funariales, Funariaceae.
GACUGGCGCAACGAGAUCAUUUAUUGAUCAUUUAUUAACAGAAUUUGACCCCAUCUGUUCCUUUGUGGUACCGAUUUUCUCGCGCGCCAGCCGGGCUCGUGUCUAUUCCUAGUACAAGUUUACCCGCCCGGAUUGACUUGAUACCCUUUGAGCUUAAUUUCGGCACUCGUGGCGUUGAAAUGGGGUUUUUUUGGGGAGUGUUACACCCGGGGCAUUUCAGGGCAUGCGUAAAGUUGUCAUCCAGGGUUCUUUGCUUGGGAUCAAUUAUUGACAUGUUCAGAGAGUGAAUCUUUGUAUCUUCUAAUGCUCCUGGCUAUGGUUGGAGGUUGUCAGUGAGAGUAUUUUUCUUAUUAUUCCACAUUCUGUCCUUGGUUUCUCGAAAGGUUGCCGGCAGUUGAUAACACAGGAGAGCAUUCACUUGUUAUUUUUGUUUUUCUCUUUUCUGUUGUACUCUGAACUCUUGGGAUCUUCAUUUCAUAGUUUGCCGUUGGAUGGGUACAGUUUUUCUAAGUUGAACUUUUGUUCAGUAUUCUCUUUUCAAUAGUUGUUUUAGCUGUGCGGGGAGCAUAGACAGUCGGUUGGAAACUCAGAAUGUCUGUGAAGCACUUAUAGGUUUGUGUGGCUAAACUUGGACACAACUUAACGACGGUCCAUUUAAGAGGGGAGUUUGAAAUGGGAAGGGGGAGACACGACCGAUGUUGAUUCAUUACGAGACGUGUCACACUUGAGAUAGCUGAAGGCAGGAUUUUGACGUAGUUGAGAUUUUGGAGUCACGAUUUAGUCGAAGAUUCAUCGUAUCGUUUUUUGGCUGUCUUCUCUAUCCUGUAUUUCUUAGGUAUAAGCUCCUGUAUCGACGAACGGCAGAUGUGAAUUUUGAGUACAAGUACAUGUUUAGGAAGGAAAUAGCAAUAGAGCGAAUUUAGUCACUGGAAGAGUUUACAGGGAUGGUGUCCAUUUCAAAUACUGGCUCUGAGAACGGUUUCGUCGGAACCGAUAGUGCGGACAAGCCUCACUUCCAGGUUGUGAGAGGAAUGAAGUUGUGUGAAGAGGAUGCGGAAGACUGGUCUUACAGAGGUGAAGGCGCUGCUAAUAUCGUGCUGGCUUACGAUGGCGAAAAACCUUCAUUUGUUGGGAGAGUUCUGCGCAUACGCAAAGCUUCCAGAAAUCCUAGUGGGUUAAUUGAUAAUGGAACCCAGAAUCAAGUGAAGAAGGAUGCGAAGCCGGUUUUAACUGAGCAUGAAAUAAAGUUGUGGAGAGAGUGGCCAAGCAUGUGUGAGGCGACAACAUCUGCAGCCCUGGCACAUGCUUAUGCUUGUGAAAUCAUGCAGCCUUUACUGGGAAAAGAUCACAUCGAUGCCGGGAUGUUGGUUUUCCUUACAACGGGAUUCCUGGAGGCCGUUUCCAAAGAAGUUAAUGCCAAUCAACCGGAAUGGAGGCGGAAGGAUGCCCAGAUGGAUAUGACGGGAGGUCUUGCUCUUAUGAUUGCAGAUCAUUCCUCUUUUCCCGCCUUGCGAAGCAGUGCGAGGGAUUUGCCACAAACUAUCACUGUCGAACUCAAGCCAAAGUGGGGAUUUUUGCCAACAGCAGCAACUAUUUCUGAUAAGAAUAAUGUGAAACGGCAUGUGCCACGUUUUACAAUGCUCCAGCACCUGAAGCUUCAACAGGGCAAGGCAAAGGCGAUUAGCAAGUACUCACCUCUGGACCUUUUCUCGGGAUCUGACGAAAGGAUCAUCAAGGCUUUAGUUGAUCUGUUCGAGACACCUCAGAAUAAUGUCCGAGUUUUCUUGGAAGGAGAACAAGUUUUUGGAGCCCCUGCAGAUGGGCAAUCCAUUGAUGAAGAAGUUUCCUCUCUGGAGGAGAAACUUGCAGCUGUGUCAGUAGCUCCGGAGGGUGAACGUGUAUCGGUGUUCCAACGACUGGUGGCAAGUGCACUGAACAAGAGUAAAGCUCUGGAUCAGCUGCUAAGAGUGCAGAAACUAGAUACAUAUGACAUUGAGGGUGCAAUAUUGGCGUACGACAAGUUUAUGGAGAUGGCCGACAAUGCUGACGCAGAUGACAGCUCUGAGGCAGUAUCCACCUCGUCUGAAAAUGGGAAAUCCAUUAAUGGGUCUUGUUUUACCCGAAUUGACAAUUUAGCUUUGGAGGCUGAGGGUGAACUGAAGAACAGAGACAAGGAAUGGAUCAAAUCUUUGACUUGGGAACAAAGUUGCUGUGUGGUUCGAAACUUCUUAAUUGCAGGGACUGCCAAAGAUUGUGGUCUCAUGCUUACUUUACGGCCAUUGCAUAACAGACAAGGGAAAGCAUUUCCUGUACCAUCUGCUCCUAUCGUGGCAUGUCCAACCACUGGCCAGCAAUACAUUUUCAAGGUUGCCUUUUUGGACCUGGAUCCAAAGCGACUGAAGAAAAUGCCAUUUUAUCACUCACUAGACCAACAGAUUGUGGAUACUUACAAGGCAUCUUUAACAUGACCAACAAAGCGACAGUGAUUAUUUCAGUUGUUGCUGUAAAAUUAAGUGCAUAGGUUGCGCUUACCAACUGCGCUGCCCACAAGCCUCACUGACUUUUAGGUGAUAAUGAGGAAAGGUGCAGUCAUAUGAUAUUUUUUCCCCUGUAGAUUUGCAGAGAAGGCACCUCACUUUAGGUGGUUUCUUAGACACAGCUUGUCUGGAAAGGUAAUCAGAAGUCACUACAUGUAAGGUAUGAUUUUGAUUUGCUUUGCUUUAAACGCAAGUGUCCCUUAAGAUGGUAGUGACACCGACUUUUAGCCCAAUUACCACCUUACACAGAAACUGAAGUAUACAGUGUAGUUGCUGUGGUGUGUUAAAAGCGAUUUAAUCAAAGUGUUCGUUCAAGGCUGAUACAACUGGUGUUGUUGCCUAGAUCAAUGCUACCUCUUCCCAGCGCUCAUUUUUCUCA